This is a messenger RNA of Letharia lupina, 648 nucleotides long. RefSeq lists its product as uncharacterized. Bases 1 to 648 code for a protein of 215 amino acids. The record is from RefSeq and is a predicted model, not a curated record. The transcript is spliced from 2 exons. NCBI's taxonomy places the organism in Eukaryota, Fungi, Ascomycota, Lecanoromycetes, Lecanorales, Parmeliaceae.
AUGGUCAUGGAGUGUGCCGAACGUGUGGUUGCUAUCAGAAGCAAGAUAACGUACCAGAUCCACGUCUCUUAUGGCUCCGAAACUGGCGCUGUAUCGAUGCUCGUUGAUCCUGUAAUCGUCCGCCGGAUCGAUUGCCUAACCGCAUUGAAUGGAUCGGAUGUCGAUCUCCUUACCUCUGUUGAGCGCUUGAGUGGUGUUCGGAUGCAGAUCCCCGCCAAUGCAGAGCUUGCGACAGACAUUAGAAAGGCAAUCGAGCACAAUAUUAGGCACUUGGCCGUUACGGCGAGCAUUUCUUUCAGUGUUGUUGGUGGGGAAGAACCCAAGGACCCUAAUGGCAGUAACAAUUUGGCCGAGAAGGUAGCUCCGAAAGGGUACAUUAGCCUGCAAGAGCAUCACGACGCUAUGCCUCGUGCCAGCGCAAUACCUCGUCGCCACUCAACAACUUCGUUCACUGGCAAUGAUUCGGGCACCGAGAGCUGCUCAACGGUUGGGGCAACUCCACCGUCCGACGAGGCGAGCGACACGUUCCUAAUGUCCAAGGGACGUAGUUCCGACCUCAUUCGCCUAAACCUUCAAUUAGCAACACUCACGCAACUCCUGAUCCUCAAACGAGGCGUGGGCCGUUUGACGGGCAGGCUGCAGUCUUGA